This is a messenger RNA of Diabrotica virgifera virgifera (western corn rootworm), 2970 nucleotides long. RefSeq names its product zinc finger MYM-type protein 1-like. The transcript is spliced from 2 exons. The record is from RefSeq and is a predicted model, not a curated record. The coding region runs from base 227 to 2521 and encodes 764 amino acids. NCBI's taxonomy places the organism in Eukaryota, Metazoa, Arthropoda, Insecta, Coleoptera, Chrysomelidae.
CCCGCACAGUUCAAAGCGGCAGUGUUUUGCAAGCAUCGAUUGCAUACGCUAUGCUCGAGUCGCCUCGCUAUUAUCUAUACAAAACACAUAACGACUACUUACUUCUGAAGAAAAAAUCAGUGAUUCUCAAUAAUUAUUUAUUUAUUUAUAUUUAUUUAAUCAUUUAUACUUUGUUGGUGAAAGUUUCUGUUGAAAUAGAUUGAUAGCGUCCUCAAACUGACGGAAAAUGAGUGAUGGAAGGAAAAGACUUAGCGGUGCUGAGUACAGAAAAAAUGCCAAAAUAAAAAAAGAUAAACAAGAACACGCACUUCAGAAGACCAGGAAAAUAGAAGCUUUUUUUAAGAGUGAAAACAGCAACGAGGGUUUACGUAAUGCACAAGAGAACUCGGGGAUUAGUAAUAAUAAGGAAAAUCAACAUGAACAAGGUUCUGUUCCGGUUGAGGUGAAGAGCCUGUACCAUCAAAAACAGUCAAAUCAGUCGUGUCCAGUAAAACUUGUUCAUCCUCCUGAUUCUGACACCGAAAUACCUUCAACAAGUAAGUGUUAUUCAAAGUCAGAUAACGAAGAAGUGGCUAUAGUUACGACAUCAACUGAAAUUCAUUCAAUAACAAAACUAAACACAGAUCCAGCCUUAUGGGAAAUAAACGAUUUAACGAGAGAUAUUAUUGCCAGAAAUGGUUUUGAACAAAACAAGUCCUGUGAUUUCACAAAAAGUGGAAGAAUGUAUUCCGAUCAUCGCCGUUAUUUACCAAAAAAUAUAUUUUACAGAAAAAUGAAGAAUAAUGAAGUUAAAGAAAGGAAUUGGCUCGUCUAUUCGGAAAGCAAAAGCUCGGUAUUUUGUGGACCCUGUAUGGCCUUUGGAUCUUUUGAGAACAAGACACAGUUUGACGAGCAAGGCUUCAAUGAUUGGAAGAAUGCAGAAGUUCGAGUAGCUCAACACGAAAACUCUCCAAGUCAUAAAUCAUGCAUUCUCGCUUUAAGAGCUAGAAGUGUGAUUCACGGCAAUAUCCAAUCUUCCUUAACUAUCCAACUUAACGAAGAAAUUUCUUACUGGAAGAACAUUUUAAAGAGGGUUGUUGCUGUUAUAAAAGGAUUAGCUUCUAGAGGUCUCGCUUUUAGAGGAAGUAAUGAAAAGUAUGGUGACCAGCAUAGUGGAAAUUACAUUAUGCUUCUGGAAUUAAUAGCAGAAUUUGACCCAUUACUAGCUAAACACAUUGAAAGAUAUGCAAACCAAGGAUCAGGAACAACUAGUUACCUAUCGAAAACUGUUUGUGACGAAUUUAUUUCUUUAAUGGCUGAAAAAGUAUUAAUAUACAUUAGUAAUGAGAUAAAAAAAGCAAAGUACUUUUCUUUGAUUGUGGACUCAACACCGGAUGCAGCACAUAUAGAUCAGCUAACGCUUGUCAUUCGAUAUGUUUUAGAUAACGGAGAACCAUGUGAAAGAUUUAUCAAAUUCUUACCUUCUGUAGGACACAAAGCUCAAGAAAUGUUUGAUGCCAUUACUAUAGAGCUAGAACAGUUAAACAUUAAUCUCAAAGAUUGCCGUGGUCAAUCUUAUGAUAAUGCCUCUAACAUGUCAGGGAUUUACAAUGGUUUACAAGCUAAAAUUCAAGAACAAGCACCAUUUGCCAUGUUUGUUCCUUGUGCAGCUCAUUCACUGAAUUUGGUGGGAACCUCGGCCGCUGAGUCUUGUCCAGAAGCCUGCCGCUUUUUCAUGUUGCUGGAGGAGGUAUAUACUUUCUUCGUGAAGUCAACCGAACGUUGGAAAAAACUGAUAAAUGAGAUAGGAAGAGGAAAGAGGCUCAAGAGAGUGAAUCUAACUCGUUGGUCGGCUAGAUCAGAUGCCUGUAAAAGUCUAAGAGAUUCUUGGGAUGAAGUAGUAACAGUUUUAAAAAUUAUUGAAAAUGACACUACAGAGAAACCCGUCCCGCGAAAUGAGGCAAAAGGAAUUCGCAUUAAAUUAGAAAAACUUGAAACUGCUUUCAUGGUCGUAUUUUGGAAUGCUAUUUUGGAGAGAUUAAAUAAAGUGAGUAUUCAGAUUCAGAGCUCAUCUGUAGAUGUUUUGACGGUAUCUGAUCUCUAUGGAUCUCUAGUAGAGUUUACAAUAGCAGAACGAGACAACUUUGACUAUUUUGAAGAAAAAGCAAUUGAGAUGAGCGCUCUUAAGCAAUAUCAAGGUGAAAUAAAGAGGCAACCUAAAAGAAAAAAAAUGACGGAUGAAACAUCGAAUGAAGAACCUGAAACACCCUACGGCUCCAGAGAUUUUUUCAGAGUGGACACCUUUUUGGUCAUCCUUGAUAGACUGAGGGCUGAAAUAGAGAGAAGGCAUAAUGCUUACUUAAACUUUAAAGAAAAGUUUUUAUUUUUAACAAAAAUUACUGAAUUUUCAACACAAAUAGUUACCGAAAAAGCCCAGUCGCUGGUGAAAUAUUAUACCAAUGAUUUAGAGGAAGAUUUGGUUCAAGAAUGUGUGCAUUUUCACAGUUACAUUCCUCUAGUAAUGUUGCAGAAUGUGCAGUGAAGCCUAGAUCAAACUCAUUGCUCAGUCUCUCAACGUUUUUGAGGAAUCACUCGCUGUCUAAUGUUUACCCUAACUUAGAUAUAGUUCUCCGCAUCGCACUUUCGACUCCGGCUACGAAUUGCUCUGGGGAAAGAAGUUUUUCCUGUUUAAAACGAGUAAAAAAUUAUCAAAGGUCUUCAUUGUCUCAAGAAAAAAUGAAUUCUUUGGCUCUUCUCUACAUAGAAGCAGAGAUAAUGAACACUAUAAACUAUGAUGAUAUUAUAAAUGAUUUUGCUAUUAAAAAGUCCCGUAAAAAAUUGUAAUUAUUGUUUCCUUAAGCCCUUCCUAAUGACUAAUUCAUUAUUUUGAUCAACCUUAGUUCGUUUCUUACUACAUAUGGAAAAUUAUUAUUUUAGUAAGGUACAUGGGGCGGCGCAAAUAAAGUGGCCUACACUCGUAAACAAUAUAAA